This is a messenger RNA of Durotheca rogersii, 1259 nucleotides long. Its product is annotated as FeS cluster assembly scaffold IscU. Gene Ontology annotation, molecular function: 2 iron, 2 sulfur cluster binding; ferrous iron binding. The coding region runs from base 274 to 837 and encodes 187 amino acids. The transcript has 3 exons. Gene Ontology annotation, cellular component: cytoplasm; mitochondrial matrix. Gene Ontology annotation, biological process: iron-sulfur cluster assembly; intracellular iron ion homeostasis. The record is from RefSeq and is a predicted model, not a curated record. Lineage: Eukaryota; Fungi; Ascomycota; Sordariomycetes; Xylariales; Xylariaceae.
GCGCGCCGAAAGAGGUAUUCCAAAGCCCGCCUCGUCGCUCUCUUUUUUUCUAGGGGAUUUCGCACCUCAUCAUCUCAGACCCAACCAACACCUGAAAACCUCCUCUCCCACUCAGCCUCACACACACCCGCACAGACCCAUUUUCAUCCAUCCGUCCAUACACGCAUUACCGCCAUCCUUACCGUCGUCGUUCUCGUGUCAGCAUCCGUGCAGCUCAUCUGUUCGCUGCGAAACGUCCUGAUAAGAGAGUAGCACCACUCAUCUCUGCCCAAGAUGUUCUCCCGAACGCUCGCAAAUACCGCCCGUCUCGCCGUCGCAUCGGGCGCGCCCCGCCUCGCCGGCCGCCAGGCCCUCUGCCCUGCGGUCCACGUGCUGCGUCGGUCGUAUCACGAGAAGGUGCUCGACCACUACAGUAAGCCGCGCAACGUGGGCUCGAUGCUCAAGACGGACGUCGACGUCGGCACCGGCCUCGUCGGCGCGCCGGCCUGCGGCGACGUCAUGAAGCUGCAGAUCCGCGUCGACCCCAAGGACAACACCAUCUCCGACGUCAAGUUCAAGACCUUCGGCUGCGGCAGCGCCAUCGCCAGCUCCAGCUACCUCACUGAGCUGGUGCGGGGGAUGACUCUCGAGGAGGCCGGCCGGAUUAAGAACACUGAGAUUGCCAAAGAAUUAUGCCUACCUCCCGUAAAACUCCACUGCUCCAUGCUGGCCGAGGACGCCAUCAAGUCGGCCAUCUCCAACUACUACAGCAAGAACCCUCACGCCAAGCCGACGAGCCUGGCCGGCACCACGGUCAAGUUAUCUAACGUCGGCGAGGCGGUAGCAGCGUCCGCCUGAGGCGACGACCGGGGAUCCCGAACAUACGUAUCGUCCCGCGACGAUUGGGGCUUUGUUUGACUGCAUGGGUAACGGGAAGGGGCAAAUCGGACGGACAGGAAAAAGUUACUGGUUAGCGAUAUCAAUUCGCGCGCCAGGUUGUGAGGAGUGAAGAUGCAUUCGAUGCUGCGAAGCACGAUGUCGGACUACCUUGUGGCGAGUCCGUCUAGCCACCACGUAAAGGGGUGGGGGGGAGACCUAUCAUCGGAGUUGCGCGCGCGGCGGUGUUGCGGUAUUAACUAGGUGAAAUCGGCAGGGGGGGAAAAACCUGCUUGCGUUCUCGGAGCCCUCGCUUAGCUAUGAGACAGAAUACCACUCGUGUACCUAACCUGAUUCCCGGGUGAGGCAAUGAAAAAAAAGAAGUUCACCAAAUCACCGAGGCG